Molecule: messenger RNA, 1167 nt
Organism: Osmerus eperlanus (European smelt)
Lineage: Eukaryota; Metazoa; Chordata; Actinopteri; Osmeriformes; Osmeridae
Gene: cks1b
Product: CDC28 protein kinase regulatory subunit 1B
Exons: 4
Coding region: 152-388 (78 amino acids)
Biological process (GO): regulation of mitotic cell cycle
Cellular component (GO): SCF ubiquitin ligase complex; cyclin-dependent protein kinase holoenzyme complex
Molecular function (GO): ubiquitin binding; protein kinase binding; cyclin-dependent protein serine/threonine kinase activator activity
Source: RefSeq, a predicted model, not a curated record
GAGGGAAACCUAGCAGUGAACGGUGGAAGGGGAUAAGACAUCCAGCACAAAGCAGUCCAACCACUGGAAUAACAUUCAGAAAAGUGUUUAUUUCUGGAUUUACAACAGAGAUUCAGUAGACACGAACAACUAGUUAAAGGAGAUACCUACCAUGUCUCAAAAGCAGAUUUAUUACUCUGACAAGUAUGACGACGAGAAGUUUGAGUACAGGCAUGUGAUGCUGCCCAAGGACAUUGCCAAGCGCGUGCCCAAGACCCAUCUGAUGUCAGAGACUGAGUGGAGGAAUUUGGGUGUCCAGCAAAGUCAGGGCUGGAUUCACUAUAUGAUCCACCAACCAGAGCCCCACAUCCUGCUCUUCCGUCGACCACUACCCACAGCCUCCCACUAACUGUCAGCAGAGAGAUCCACUAACCCACAGACCAGAAGAGAGUGCAGGGGAGGAUGAACCAACAUAACACAGCCGGAUGAACAAAAGACUUUAUCUUCAUGCGUCUGUACAGCAUCAUAUGCCCAGUCUAGGGCUCUCCAUAGCUCUGUCCUCACUGCAAAAACAUUCGCCUUCAGUUCCAAAAGGCUUCUUUGGAGUAUUUUCCUGUUGCUGAAUUGUUUUAACUUUCCAGCUGUUUUUUUGUUUUUUUUUUAAUCAAUGUGAUAAUGUUACCAGUGUAUUGGAAGAAAAUGGAAAUGUCAAAUUUGUGUCAACAUUUUUGAAUGAUUCAAAAUCCCACUGAAGAUAUUGUAAGAUAUCUAAAAUGCCAUGCUUAGUAUUUGAAACCAGUUUUUAAAAUUGAGAAAUUGUACACGAGUGUGACAAUUUGAUUAUUUUUUUGUUUUUACGACUGGUUGUAUGAAUUUUUACAUAGGCUACUUUCAUGAUGAUUGAUUCCAAUUAGUUAAGUACUGGAGUUAGAAUUAAGCAGUAUCUAACCUUUUGCAUACACAUUAUCUACAUACAGUGUACAAUAAAGACAGCAUUGCUGCAAAAAGAUUUUAUUGAAUACAUUCCCCUGCAAAUAUGAAGUAUAGGCUUACUGUCAAAAUAGGGCCCAUUAUCUUUGUUUACUGUCUUUCAUGAUUGUAAUAAUCAGCUGCUCAGUAUUUAUACGUCUUUUUAAUUUUUUUUUUUAUUACCCAGCCUGAAAUUAAACUUGUAACUUUUGGACAGUC